Molecule: messenger RNA, 11289 nt
Organism: Musa acuminata AAA Group (dessert banana)
Lineage: Eukaryota; Viridiplantae; Streptophyta; Magnoliopsida; Zingiberales; Musaceae
Product: ABC transporter I family member 10-like
Exons: 7
Coding region: 10282-11070 (262 amino acids)
Biological process (GO): transmembrane transport
Cellular component (GO): membrane; chloroplast envelope
Molecular function (GO): ATP binding; ATP hydrolysis activity
Source: RefSeq, a predicted model, not a curated record
ACUCGGUGAAAGCAUAAAUGGAAGCAUUGGAAAUCAGAAUUGAGAACCGAUUGUAAGAAACACUUAAUGAUUUCAAAAAGAGUCUAUUGGAGAGCCUUAGUAAAUUUCAACAAAAUGGGGGCUCAAGUUCUACGUUGCACGGAUCUAAAAAUACAGGAAAAGGGCCCCAAGAUUGUGACACAAAUUACUCACACAUGAAGGUGGAAUUUCCAAGAUGGAAAGAUGAAGAUCCAACCAAUUGGAUCUCUAGGGCAGAAAAUUUUUUCCGUUUUCACAUAACCCCAGAAGAAUUCAAGGUAGAAGUGGCUUCAAUCCAGCUCGAGGGAGAUGCACUCUAGUGGUACGAUUGGUAUGAAACUUUCCACGGAGUUCCUUCGUGGGAGUAGUUCAAAAGAGGGCUUCUUGUUUGCGUUGGCCCAUCCGAAUAUGAGAAUGUUGAUUGCCAGCUCGCCAAAAUUCGUCAGACUUCUACAGUGUUAGAAUAUCAGAGUAGGUUUGAAAGAUUAUCAAAUCAAGCUAGAGAUUGGUCGGACCGACAGCUUCUGGAUACAUUUAUUAAAGGGUCUUAUCAGUAUAUUUGAACAAUAUAGUAUUUUAGUGCUUUAUAGUUGGUGUUAAUUGAUAGGUUGGUCGUCAUCAUCCCAAGAAGCGGAAGAUGGUCGGAGAGGAAUCUGCCACUGGGAUCCGGAUGUUGUCCAUUCUCUUAAUGCGUCAUCUGAGAACUUGUAGAAGAUCGAGGUCAGAGGUAGCCCGACUUGAUCCGCGUAAGUCAAUAGUGUAGUACAUUUUAAGUAGUGGCGUAACUGCCUACUGAGAUUACAACUUAGGUAGAAUAACCUUCGCUGAUGUGGCUUAACCGUAUGCCAAGCUGAUGUAACCAUCUGUCCAUUUGAGAUGACGGUCUUCAUUGUUGAUGUAGAGGUGUCCAUGUGUUAGUCUUGGGACAGUUCAUUUUGUCCUCUAUCAUUAGAUAGAGGAUUAUAAGACGUCGUGCAAUUAUCUGAAUACUAAAGCAGAUGGAGCCUUUAUCGAUCUGCCACAUAAUGGGGCCCACUUUGGGCACAUGGGGCCUAUGGUGGAGCCAAGGGACUCACGUCGAGCAAUGAAUCCGCUUCGUCUCAAUCAACCCACAUCAGGCAGAUAUGGUGUUGGCAUGGUAAGAUUUUCCCAUCUCUCGAUUUGCUAGGGAAGCCAUCCUUUUUACCAUGGUCUGCCCACAUCGAUAUACAUAUGGUUGGCGUGACAAGAAUUCUUAUCGUGAAUUACUACAUUGGAGAAACAAUUCUUUAUAUCCUGAUCUGCCCACAUCGGGCAGUUAUAGUUGGUGUGGGAAGAAUCCUCCUCAUCCCGAUCUGCCCACAUUGGGUGGAGUACUGCCCACAUCGCAGAAGUUGCAAUCCCCGUCUGCCUACAUCGGGCAAGAUCAAGAUCUUACAUCGAAUGGACUCUUGCUACGCCAAGCAAGAUAUGCUCCAGAUUUGUCCAUAUCAUGCAAGGUCUCGAUCUACCCACACCGGACAAGAUCAUGAUCUACCCACAUCGAAUAAGCUCUUCUACACCACAUAGGAUAUCCUUUGGAUCUCUCCAUAUCAGGCAGAUAUGGUGUUUGCAUAGCAUCCUCUUGAUUUGUCACAUCAGGUAGAUUAAGUAGACGCAGGUUGAUUUACCUCCUGAUUUGCCAUUUCGGGAACUCCUUUCUUUCCCAGAUCUGCCUAUGUCGAGAAACAUUGGUUGCAAAAUAUUCUUUUAUCUAAUCUCUAUCGCACAUUAGGUGAUCUCCUGAUCUACCCACAUCGGGUAGAUUUGUUAGCAGUUUGCUCCGAGACUCAUCUGAUCUAUUAUCUUACGUUGGGUGGCUUCCCGAUUUAGUCAUAUUGGGUAGCUUUGCUAGCAAUUGGCUCUGAGAUAUACCUAACCUGCUCUUACAUUGGGUGAUCUCCUGAUCUGCACACAACGGCCAUAUAUGUUGGUGAUUGGCUUUGAGACAUACUUGAUUUACUCUCACAUUGAGUGAUCUCUCGAUCUACCCACAUCGGGCAGAUUUGCUGAUGAUUAGCAUUGAGGCAUACCUGAUUUGCUCUUAUAUUGGGCAAUCUCCUGAUCAGCCCACAUGGGCAGAUUUGUUAACAAUUUGCUUCAUGGCUUACUUGAUUUGUUAUUUUACGUUGGGCAAGAUUGCGAUCUACCUACAUUGGGCCAUAAAAACUAUCUUGUCUCGAUCUAUCCACAUCAGGUAAUUUAGGUGUGUUGGACUGAUCUACCCACAAUGGACAAUUUACAAAUGCUGGGCUGAUAUGCUUACAUCAAGUAGCUUGGUUGGACUGAUUUGUCCUCAUCGGGCAGUUGGCUCCAAUUUAAGGUUUUUUAUGUUCGCAAACGAUGUGUUGGCCGUUGGGAUAUUUUUUAUCCGUUGAGGAUGCAUUGGAUGCUAUGGACGCUCUCGUAUGCGAAGAACACAUCACGCGUUAAAGAUGCUUUUGUCCAUGAAGGAUGCGUCGGCAAUUGGAUGCUUUUGUCUGUGGAGGACUCAUUGGACGCUUUGGAUACUCUCGUCUGUCAAGUAUACGUUGUUCAAUAAGGAUGCUUUUAUCCACAAAGGACGUAUUAACUCUCUGGAUGUUUUAUCUACGGAGGAUGCAUCAGAUGCUUUGGAUGCUCUCAUACACGAAGGACGCACCAUGUGGUCAUUGGCUUUUCUUCAACAUGCAGGUGAGAUUUGCUCUUGUUCAGAUGAGGGAAAUGAGUUAGGACUUUGAUCUUCUAACUGCUAUAUGGUUGAGGGGUCUUUGGUGCUACUUCUGAUAACCAUUUGGGAUCAAGGAGUGGUUUCUUAUCCUUCGCUAAAAGAAGAUUCACGUCUUCAUCCGAGGGGGCCAGGGUCCAAGAUCUCCAAGAGGGGAAGGAUCGUAUGGCUCUAAAGAACUUCUUUGAUCAAGACUCCUACUUAUAUUUAGAGUUCUUAUGCUUUCCUCGAGAUAAGUACCUUAUUCCUAUUAAUUAUGAAAAUCGGCCAUUAGGCCCUUUUCCCCUUUAGCCAAUUUCCUUUGUGUUUAUAUGGAUGCUGUGGUGGCGGGACUCAGAUUUUUCAUUCACCCAUUUAUCAUAGUCUUUCUUAGAUGGAGGAUUUCACCUUCACAUAUGGUGCCUAACUCUUGGUGCUAUUUGGUUGUUAUUAUUGGCGAGUGUAAUCAUCAAGGGAUGAUUCCAUCUUUGAACAUCUUCACUCUUGCUUUUGUGUUUGUCAUAGGGAAAACAAGUACUAUUUCGUUGCCUAUGAGGGAUUUAAAGUGAGGGGGGCUUUAAUUUCCAACAAGGGUUGAAGAGUCGAUUCUUCAAACUAUUGGACACUGAUUGUGGUUUUAGUCUUAUAUGGUACGUUCGUACUCUAUUGAAUUUGAAUCCUAUCACAAUCUUGAAUUUUGCAAAGAGGGGGAAGUUCUCCCCUUGGUCGAGAUCCUACCGUCCUUCUUGGCCAUCAAGCGUAUGGACAAGGAGUGGCUUCUCAAAGCAUGCUUAAGUUCAUUUCAGGAGGGUAUGCUUUCUUACAAUUGAAUCUUGUAAUUUACAAACAUCUUGACCUCUUGUCUUGGUUUCUUGUAUGCAAAGAUGUUACGUCGUUCCACUUGAGCAAGAUGAAGGCACGAUAGCCACGAAGGUAGGAAGUUUCGAUGCGAUAACUUCGACCCUAGCUAUAGAGACCAAAAUAAUUUCCUCCUAGCCUCCAAAGAAGAAUGGAGUUGUUGUGAAGAUUAGAACAUUAGUUGGCUUUUGCACUUCUAAAGCUCUAAAAGAUCAAGGACAUCCUAAACCUAGAGCACCCCAACAUGAUGCGAUGCAACAAAGGUCUCGACGAUAAUCGAUGGCUAGAUUAUGCGAACUUAAGCUGAGUCUUUUUGCAACGAUUUAGAUGUCAAAGCUGCUUGAUGGCCUCUCAAGAGAACCACUUCAACCUCAUUGGAGUGGCUAAAAAAAAUUAUUCUCUUCCUUCAAAGGUGAUGCUAGCUGAGGCAUUUAAGCAUAUGGUAGUGGUAUGUUUCCAUGCCCUUGUGCGUUUAUUACUCAUAAUCGUAGCCUUCUUAUUCCCUUGAAUACUUUUCCUUUGUUACAGAAUCACCAUUAUAUGAUGGGGUUAUCCGACCGAGUGAGGGAAUUAGGUUUUUUCAUCGCAACAACUAAAUAAAGAGAUGGACAAGUUGAAGGAGAGAAUGACUGAGCUAAAGGGUCAAGUUGACCCCAUGGAGAUAUCUUAAGUGAAAGAAGCUUUGGCGGCAUCCCAAGCAUCUUUUGUUGCAUCAAGUCGAAGUAGAAGACUUGAAGUGUGAUUGUAUCGAUUAGCAGAAAACUCUCAAAAAAGACUUGAGCCUCCAAUUGAGAGAUGGAAGAUCAACUCUUGAUGCUCUAAAGUAAGGUUAGGGCCCUAGAGGCUAAAAUAGUCUAUUUGAAAAGUGAAGUUAUAGCCUAAGAACUUCAAGCCAUCGAGAGGGUGUUUGAAGCCAUUAAAGCCUAUAAUGAGUCCAAAGGCUUCAAGAUGAUCUGGGGUAGCUUCCUUCAAAUAUAGGUACUAGUUGGCUAUGACCCAUGUGUUGGCUAAGUUUCCAUGCCUCAAGUUUGCAAAGAUUUCAUUCUCAGUUCAUCAAGAGGACAACAAAGUAAAGAUGAAGAUGAAAAAAAGCUGACGAAAAGCAGAGGAUAAAGCCUAAAUGGAUUGUCAUCGAAGAUCUAGUUCUUUGAAAAGAAGAGGUCAACGAUCCAACAAUCCAAAUGAUUCUAGAAACAAGAUGACUCUUAAUUGGGAACGACCUUAUCGAGUUCUUCAGGAAAUCCGAGUUCGAAUAUAUUAUCUCAAAACAUUGGAGGUUCUGACUAUCCCAAGGACUUGGCAUGUCUUAAAUCUCCGAAAGUUCUAUCUGUGAGAGUAUCAAGGACAAGUUUCCUUUCAUUAGCUGAAAUAAAAGUACAUAUUAUUAGUUGGGAAUCAUGAUAUCUUCCAAAACUUGACACCCAAUUUAGAAAAGAGAACAUAACUAAGAUACUACAUUUAUAAAAAAAGAGACAUUUAGUCAUCUAUCGAACCAUUGUCUAGCCCACCCCCAGUGCAGUCUGUGUCCUUGUCAUUGUUGUCUUCCUUAUUGGAUGAAGUUUCCAUCGAGGUCUUGAGGUUGUCGUUAAAGUCUGUCUAUAUCUUCAUCUUCACUCUAUUGUCCUCGGGACCAAUCGAGAAUGUUUUUUUUGCAACCUUCAGGUAUGAAAGCUUAACUAGCACACGGAUCAUAGCCAUUUGGUACUCGUAUUUGAAGGAAGUUUCCCUUGGUUGUCUUAUACCCUCCUUGAAGCCUUUGGACUCCGUAUAGGCUUUAAUGGCUUCUAUCACCCUCUCGGCGGCCUAAAGUUCUCGAGCUAUUACUUCGCUUUUAGAUUGACGAUUUUAGCCUCACUGGCCCUAACCUUACACUGGAGCAUCAAUAGUUGGUAUUCUAUCUCUCGAUUGGAAACUUGAACCUUCUUGAGAGUUUCUGCUGAUCAGCACAAUUACGCUUCAAGUCUUUUGCUUUGCUUAAGACGCAACCAAAGAUACUUGGGAUGCAGCUAAAGCUUCUUUUAUUGGAGAUAUCUCCUUGGGCUUAGCUUGAUCUCCAGUUGAGUCACUCUCUCAUUCAACCUGUCUAUCACUUCAUUCAGUGUUGCGAUAAUAAAACUCGAAUCCCUCAGUCAUAUAACCCCAUCAUAUAAUGGUGAUUCUACAAUAAAGGAAAAGUAUCCAAGGGAAUAAGGAAGCUACGAGUUACAAACGCACAAGGGAAUUGAAACAUACUACCACCAUAUGCUUAGAUGUCUCAACUAGCAUUACCUAUGGAGGAAGAGAGUAUAUUUCUUUGGCCAACUUGGGAACUAGACCUCCUUAAAGAUACUUGGGAGUCAUCUGAUGAUGCACCCAUGGUUCGUUAGUCGCCUCCAAAUUCCAACGAGGUUGAAGUGGUUUUGUUGAGGCACUAUGAGGUAGCUCCGACAUAUGAGUCACUACAAAAGGACUGGACUUAAGUUCGCAUAAUUUGGCCAUCGACUAUCGCCAAGAACUUCAUGGCGUCACAUCAUGUCAGGGUGCUCUAAGUUCGGGAUGUGCUCGAUCCUUUAGAGCUUUAAAAGUGUGAAAGGUACAUGAUGUUCUCAUCUUCACAACAACUUUCUUCUUCGUAGGCUGGGAGGGAAUUGUUUUUUUUUCUAUGGUUCCUCCAUGGCUGCCCUAUCCUUUAUUGUCUUCUUCAUCUUGCUCGGGCAGAAUGAUGCAAGGUUUAUGCUUAGAGGAAAUCGAGAUAGGAGGUUAAGAUAUUAGGAAAUUACAAGAUUCGAUUGAAAGGAAACGAACCCUUUGGAGUCGGACUUAAGCCCACUCUUAUAAGCCACUCAUCCAUAUGCUUGAGCUAUGGAGGCUGGUAAGAUCUCGACCAAGCGGAAAACUUAUCCCCUCUUAGAAUUUAAGAUAGGAUAGGAUUCGAAAGAGUACAGGUAGACCACACAAGACUAAAACUACAAUAAGUAUCUAGUUGAAUGAAGAGGAACUGACUCUUUCAACCCUUGUUAGAUGUUGGAGCCCCACUCACUUUAAAUCCCAAACGGGAAGUAAGAUAGUAUCCUUUUUCCCAAUGACAAUCACGAAAGCAAAAGGGGAAGAUGUUCAAAGAUGGAAUCAUCCCUUGAUGAUUACACACUUCUCCUAUAAAGGCAACCAAAUAACACCAAAAGUUAGGCACCAUAUAUAAAGGUGAAAUCCUCCGCCAUCUAAGAAAGGCUAUGAUAAAUGGGUGAAUGAAAAAGAUGAGCCUUGCCUCUAGAGCAUUAGAAUAGACAUAGGAAAUUGAUUGAAGUGAAAAGGGCCUAAUGGCCAACUUUGGGAGAAUCAUUUUGUAAUUAGAAAGAAUACAGCAAUGAUUGUUGUACCACCUGAAACAAUACAAAACGGGUAGGUACGUGCCAUUCCAAGCAUGGACCAGUACACGGAUCACCCUUGUUUCCGACAGCUUACUCUAGUUCUAUAAAAAUAAUAAAAAAAUAAAAAAUAGCGAUGGGCCCAUCCAACUCUAUAUUACAAAAAGAAAAAAUCUAAAAUAGAAAUUAGGGCAAUCAAACGCGAGCCCUCGUCCCACGUUCAAUGCUGUUGCUUUGCCGUUGCCAUUAUCGUUGUUUGAUGUCAUAGUUUUCUGAUGUUGCGUUCCUUCUUCCUAAGUACGCUCCCACUUCUUCUCGUCUUCUUUCCUCUUCUCACUGCUUCUUACUCCAUCACUUCCUCUUCUUCUUACUCUGUUCCUCCAUCAUCCCUUCCUUUUUUCCCUCUUUUUUUUCUCUCUGAAACACCGGUACAUACUAGUGUACUAAUAUGGUAUAUAGGUACUGACCAAUAUGUACUAGUCCGAAAGAUCACUGAAACAAAUUUGAUAUUAGAAAUGACGAUCCUUGGAAUAAAGUAUUUCGCUCGAAGAAAGCUUAAGGAACCUGGACAUAAGCAGGAUUCUUGAUCAAGGAAAUUCUUCAUAUCCGUAAGAUCCUUCUCUUGAUGAUCUUGGACUAUGGCCCCCUUGGAUGAAGAUGAGGAUCUUCCUCCCUUGGAGGAUGAGGAAUCACUUUCUUAUCCUGAAUGGUUAUCAGACAAAGCACCUAAGAACCUCUCGACCACAUGGUGAUUGAUAGAUUGAAGACCUAACUAAUUUCUCUCAUUCGAACUAGAGAAACUAUCUUACAUGUCGAAGGAAAGUUGACAACCAAGAGGAUGUCGAAGUUGCCAACCUAAGAGAGGGAAUGGUGGAGAAACUCAAAGGAAACAAGUGAAGACUUCUUCACCAUGCUACAAAGGGGAGCUCUUUGAAGCAAGGAGUUCCCACCACUUUGUGUUCAAUGAAUUAAAUACUGUUUGAACACCUAGCUAAGCCUUUCUAAUAGUUAGCAGAUGACUCAUUAGUUAGACAAGCUUUGACAUCAGAGUUUAAUUCAAUCAUCAGAUCAACGUAGACUCACGGAAACCGAUGCAUCCUCCGUAGACAAAAGCAUCCCGAUAGUCGGCACAUACUUCGUGGAGAAAGCGUGUCCUUCGCGGAUAAAAUCAUCUUUAACGUGCAAUGCACCCUCUUCGCGGAUGAGAACAUUUGUUGUAUCCACCACAGUCAAGAGCAUCUUGAUAGUUGAUGCGUCCUUCACAAACAAAAGCGUCUUUAACGCACGUUGCGUCCUUCAUGGACGAGAGCAUCCAGAGUUUCUAAUGUGUCCUUGAUGGAUAAAAUAUAUUUUAACGGCCAACAUAUCCUUUGUAGACAUGAGCAUCCUGAACUUGGAGUCAAUUGGCCGAUGUGGGCAGAUCGGUCCAACCAAGUGAGCUGUCCAAUGUGGGCAGAUCGGCCCAGCAUGUGUAAACUGCCUGAUGUCGGCAAAUUAGUCCAGCAUGCCUAAAUUGCUCGAAUUGGGCAGAUCGGGACAAGAUAGUUUUUAUGGCCCAAUGCAAGCCGAUCGUGAUCUUGCCCAACAUAAAAUAGCAGAUCAGGUAAGCCUCAAAGCAAAUCACCAUCAAAUAUGUCUGAUAUGGGUAGAUUGGGAGAUCACUCAUGUGAGAGUAGAUUAGGCAUGUCUCAAAGCCAAUUGCCAACAAAUGUGCUCGAUGUUAGAGCAAAUUACGUAUGUCUCAAAGCCAAUCAUCAGCAAAUCUACCCAAUGUGGGCAGAUCGGGAGAUCACCCGAUGUAAGAGCAGAUCAGUAUAUCUUAGAGCCAAUGGACAACAAAUCUUCCCGAUGUGGGCAGAUUGGGAGGCCACCCGAUGUGAGAUAAUAUAUCAGAUUAGUCUCGAAACAAACUGUCAACAAAUUUGUCCGAUGUGGGCAAAUCGGGAGAUCAUAUGACGUGAGGUAAUAGAUUAGAUAAAAGAAUAUCUCACCAUAAAUGUUUACUGAUGUGGGUAGAUCGGGGUAAGAAAGGAGUUUUCCCGAUAUGGAAAAUUGGGGGGACAUCAUGCCAACACCAUAUCUGCUUGAAAUGGGCAGAUCCGAAGUAUAUCCUAUGCGAUGUAGCAGAGUAUGCUCGAUGUGGGUAGAUCAUGAUCUUGCCCGAAGGGGGCAGAUCAGGAUCUUGCCUGAUACGGACAAAUUGGGAUCAUAUCUUACAUGAUGUAGCAAUAGUCCAUAUGAUGUGAGAUCUUAAUCUUGCCUGAUGUGAGCAGAUCGAGAGAUUCUUGCCACACCCACAAUAUAUGCCCAAUGUGGGCAGCUCGGGGUAAAAGGAUUGUCUUCUCGAUAUGGCAAAUCAGGAGAUGGUAAAAGUCUUAUCGCGCCAACACCAUGUCUGCCCAAUGUGGGCAGAUUGGGACGAAGCAAUUUUGUUGUCUGACAUGGGUCCCUUGACUCCACCGUAGGCCCCUUAUGCUUGAAGUGGGCCCCAUCAUGUGGUAGAUCGAUAAAGGCCCCAUUUGCCCAAAGCAAACAACUCGACAUGUUGUGGAGCUCUCCCUGCCUGAUGUGGGCAAGUCGGCAUCACUAUAACUAAUCUAUAAAAGCCUCACUUGAAGUACGUAGCUCAGCAACGUUGGGCACAUUCAAGGCUCUCCAACCCGAUAGUGGUAGGUCGGGGUCAAGGACGAGUCAACCGAGACUUGAUGCAACAACAUUUAGUCUGCAGGUAGUUCUCUCCCUUGAGGCAUUCGGUGCCUAUUAGAAGUGGACAUGGCACUUCACCUAGAAGAUCUUCUACGACGAAGCACAAUGAGGGGAUAAGUGAUAGAGGACAAAAUGAAUCGGGACUGACACAUGGACACCUCUACCUUAGCAACGAAGGCUACCAUCUCAACAAGAUAGUUAUGACAUGUAACCACAUAGAGAGCAGUUGAGCUACUUUGGUAGAUGGUUACGUUAGCUUAGCAUGUGGUUGAGCCACGUCAACAGAGGUUGUUCCACAACUGCCAUCUCAACAGGCGGUUGCGUUAUCCCUGCAAGUCUUUAACUACUGAAAUUGACGAUAACCACAAGGACUUGGGUAUAAAAUGUAAAUACAUUCUCCCUCAUUUCCUUUCUCUCUCUUUCACAUCCCUACUUUCUUUACACCUUGGACAUUGUUGACUUAGGCAUCGAAGGGACCUAGUCGGACUACUCCUAAUCUCGGUCUUCUGUAGGUUCUUGGGCUUCAUGUCGAGAGAACGGACAACUUCUAGAUCGCAAUAGCAAAUUCCUCUCUGACCAUCUUUGGCUUCUCGGGACGAAGAGGGUUGCCCAUCGUCGGGUCUAAAUCGGGAAGUCUUCUCCUUCGCCCCCAUGCCAUGGGCUUCCCUUUCUACUGCCCUAAUGAAACCAUCGCCAAGGUAUUGUCGGUGUCGAUCGCUCAUCGUGGCGGCAGAGGUUGCUCCUGCCAUUGAAGCCCAUAAAGUGAGCUUCUCGGUGACCAACAAGCAGGGGAAGUCGGUUCCAAUUUUGAAGAAUUGUUCCCUCCAUGUCCCUCCUGGCCAGCUGUGGAUGCUUCUUGGUCCCAAUGGUUGUGGCAAGUCCACCCUCCUUAAGGUCUUGGCAGGACUUCUAAAUCCUUCUGAUGGAACUGUGAAUAUAAAAAAACCAAGUAGCUUUGUGUUUCAGAAUCCUGAUCACCAGGUGGUUAUGCCAACAGUGGAAGUAGAUGUGGCAUUUGGUCUUGGUAAGUUUAAUCUAACAUCAGAUGAAGUUAGAUCAAGAGUAUCAGAAGCUUUAGAAGCUGUUGGCAUGCUGCAUUACUCACAAAGGCAGAUUCAGACUCUUAGUGGAGGGCAGAAACAAAGAGUUGCUAUUGCAGGUGCCUUAGCUGAAGCAUGUAAAGUGCUAUUAUUAGAUGAAUUGACAACAUUUUUGGAUGAACAUGACCAGAUAGGAGUUAUAAAGGCAGUCAAGAACACUGUGGCGGCUUCGGGAGAAGUUGCAGCACUGUGGGUGACUCAUCGGUUAGAGGAACUCAACUAUGCAGAUGGUGCUUUAUAUAUGGAAGAUGGCCGAAUAAUGAUGCAUGGAGAUGUGUGGAGUGUUUUAAGCUUUAUAAAAGCGAAGCAAGUCCAGUACAGAGAUCAUCUUCAUCUCUAACUUCUUCACUACCAUCUCCUGCAUUUGUUGCCACCUCUUACUCUCUGUUUUUAAGGAUGAUGAGAAGUCUCAACCAUCUCAAUCUUAUCACGUGCUACUGCGUGCAGCUCAACCUUGUUCUGUAAAUACCCUAAUCAGCAUCUCAAUAUUAUGGUGUGCAAGUCUUGACUUUAUUGAAGAGAAAAAUAUAUUUUCACAAAUAUAUAUAUUAUUCUCACA